Messenger RNA from Centruroides sculpturatus (bark scorpion), 1602 nucleotides. RefSeq lists its product as uncharacterized. Bases 44 to 817 code for a protein of 257 amino acids. NCBI's taxonomy places the organism in Eukaryota, Metazoa, Arthropoda, Arachnida, Scorpiones, Buthidae. The transcript is spliced from 2 exons. The record is from RefSeq and is a predicted model, not a curated record.
UUACACUAAACGAUUGUUGUAGUUAGUUCUUUCUUAAGAUUGAAUGCGAUUUUAUUUUUGGUUCGGCGAUUUCAAAAGAAAAAUGUUUUCUUUCAUUUUAAAAAAGAAGUGUUUCAAGAGAUUCAAAGUGUUUUGCCGUAAUAGAAAAGUACACCCAAUAGAAGAUGGCGGCACUAUAGACGAUUCCGUCUAUCCUAUAAAAAAGAAAGUGUGUACUUAUGCAAACUUCCAACAGGCCUCAUCAAAAAUUGGUGAUGAUAUUACGAUUCCUCCUCUAUCAGAUCACAAUCAUUCUGAUAAAUUAUAUCGUGAGGAAGUAAUCAAAAUGAACGAAUUGUGUUAUUGGUGGGAGAUGCACAACACGUUGCAAGAGCAACGUUUCCCAAAUGUUCGGCCGUGCAUCUCAGACGACAAAUGUGAAGAAACAAGCAUAAAUAGUAUGAUAUGGGAAACCACUUAUUACGCUGAAAAUCAAACACAUCAGAAAACACCAUCCACCUUUAUUCUUCAUCAGCCAAAAAACCUGGACGAGAGGCCUGUAGAAAAGCUUCAAAGGUUAACAAGAUUCCUCAUGAAGUUUGCCAUUUAUCGAUUUCCCAAACGAAAUGAAAACGAGUCUGUUGAGCGCACAAUAAAUCGAAUGCUCGUCUCUGCGCAGAUGCAAGAUAUUCUGAUUCCUUCGCCCAAUGUAAUAAUACGUAAACACUGCACGAGAAACUCAAAUUUUGUCGUGGAAAAACACAAAGAGAAAGGGCAGGAGAAGCACACUAAACUACUGCGUUGGUUUCGAAAUAUAUUUUCCUGGCGUCAUCAUUAAAUUCGUACAACAGCUUCCUUGUACCCAGACAGACUCUUCCUACAUCUUAUCGAGAAAUUACUUAUUUAUUUUUCAUUCGUGUUUGAAGAUACAGGUCUUCCAUCUUUAUCAUGGCAUUAUGCAGAUAUAGAAAACAAAAAAUUGCAUGAGGAUAAAACCAUUCAUGGGGAUUCAGUAAAUGUUAUUGUAGAAAAAUCUGAAAAAUUACAUAUUGCAAUUGCUGGAAAGACAUCUUCAGCUUUAAGAACUUUUAGCUUUAAGAACAGCUUUAACUCUUCUACAUUCAAACACAGUCAAUAGUGCCUUCAGUAAAAGCAGUUUGGAAUAUAGAGGAGGGGAUAAAAGAACUCCAGAAAAUGAAAACAGAGAUGAAUACAUAAUAAAUAUAAAUAAGAAGUUUUCAAAUUCAGGUAGAGAUCAACAGGAUUCUUGUCUGAAUGUAAAAUCUAUGGAACAUGACGUACUAUCUCGUGACAUUGCAAAUGAAAGUACUUCUCUCUAGGCCUAUAAGGAAUUUCUGUUCUGUAUUCUUUACAUGCAGUAAGGUAUAAAUGUAAAUUUAUAAAAUCUUAGGGAGUAAGUAAGAUAUAGUAUUUAUAUUGUAACACUGGACAUUUUCAGAUAUAAUUUCUUUUAAUAAUAUACCACACAACCGAAAUUCUUAAUUCUUGUAAAGUCCAAUUGAAAUUUUUUCUUUUAACAACUAUUGAAAUGUUAAAAUGUUUUUCAAAGUGGCAAAAAUUUCAGGAACAAUUACAUUAAGACUGUUGUUCAGGACAACAUUG